Molecule: messenger RNA, 3143 nt
Organism: Gasterosteus aculeatus aculeatus (three-spined stickleback)
Lineage: Eukaryota; Metazoa; Chordata; Actinopteri; Perciformes; Gasterosteidae
Source: RefSeq, a predicted model, not a curated record
GCUCCUAAACACGGUGUCACGCGUCAUUGGUAUCACGUGACGUGUGUUGACAGUGGGGGAAGAAGGAAGAUGGCGGCCCGCUGGAGCAGUGAGAAUGUGGUGGUCGAGUUUCGGGAUGCGCAGGCAACCGCCAUGUCAGUGGACUGUCUGGGCUCACACGCCGUUCUGUCCGGGCGGCGUUUCCUCUACAUGGUGAACCUGGAGGCUCCGUCUGAACCGCCGCGUAAGAUCGGCCGGCAGAGUAAAUGGGACGUGGGGACGGUGCAGUGGAACCCUCACCGGUCAGAGUCCCACGUCUUUGCUGCCUCUAGUAACCAGCGUGUAGAUCUGUACUCCUGGAGGGGCGGCUGUGGAGAAGUUCACACCUCUCUGCAGGGACACACCCGGGUCAUCAGUGAUCUGGACUGGUCCUGGUUUGAACCAGAACUCUUGGUCACCAGCUCAGUGGACACCUACAUAUACAUCUGGGACACCAGAGACACUCGUAAACCCACUGUGGCUCUGUCUGCUGUUGCUGGAGCCUCUCAGGUGAAGUGGAACAGAAAGAACCAAAAUCUGCUGGCCUCCAGCCACGAUGGAGACGUUCGGAUCUGGGACAAAAGGAAACCCAACACUGCGGCAGAGUACCUGGCGGCUCACCUGUCAAAGAUUCAUGGCCUCGACUGGCACCCCGACAACGAGUUCAUCCUCGCCACGUCCAGCCAGGACAACUCUGUGAGGUUCUGGGAUUUCCGACAGCCCAGAAAGUACCUGAACAUUCUGUCCUGUCAGGUUCCAGUGUGGAAGGCCCGAUACACGCCCUUCUGCAACGGCCUGGUCACGGUGAUGGUUCCUCAGCUCCGGAGGGAGAACAGUCUUCUCCUGUGGAACACGCUGGACCUCAACAGCCCCGUUCACGCCUUCGUGGGUCACGACGACGUGGUGCUGGAGUUUCAGUGGAGGCCUCAAAAACAAGGUUCCAAGGACUACCAGCUGGUGACGUGGUCCAGAGAUCAGACUCUCAGGAUCUGGAGGGUGGAUCCUCAGCUGCAGAAGCUGUGUGUCAGUGACGGGGGGGAGGAGCUAACGGAGGCGAUGUCUCUCGCUGUGGAGGAGGAGACGUCUCUGGUGUCUCAGGAGCCCGGCGGUCAGUUCAGAGUCGGCCUCAACGCCAACAACCUGCACGAUCAGGACGCAGCUCUGUCCUCUGUGGGGGGUUCAGGUGUCCCUCAGACGUUGCAGCAGGAGUUUUCUCUGGUCAACCUCCAGAUCAGAAACGUUGAUGUGGAGAUGGACGCGUUGAACCGAAGCUGCGUGGUGUCGGCUCACUUCGGCAGCCAUCAGGUUCACCUGGUCGUCAAGUUUCCAGCUCAGUACCCAAACAACGCCGCGCCCACCUUCCAGUUCGUCUCCCCGACAACCAUCCCGUCUGCCACCAAGACCAAGAUCCAGAAGAUCCUGACCGACACGUCACUUCAGAAGGUGAAGAGGAACCAGAACUGUCUGGAGCCGUGUGUCCGGCAGCUGGUGUCCUGUCUGGAGUCUGACAUGACACAAGAGGACGGCCCCGUCUCUGGCCCCUUCGUCCUGUCCAACCCGGUCACUCCGGUCUUGCAGGUGUUCCCCCGGGUCACCAACACUUACGGAUCCUAUCAGGACGCUAACAUCCCGUUUCCUCGGACCUCCGGUGCUCGUUUCUGUGGCACCGGAUGUUUGGUUUACUUCACACGACCAAUCACCAUGCACCGCUCAGCCCCGCCCACUGAGCCCACCCCCAGGUCCCUGUCUGCUCUGUCGGCCUAUCACAGCGGAGUAUUGACGCCCAUGAAGAUGCGUUCAGAGUCCCAGAGCACGUUGAGGUUGUACAGCGGAAGUCCGACUCGCUCCGACAAAGACACUGUGUCCAUCUCCUCCUUCUACUAUAAGGAACGGAAAUCCCGGCGCUUCAAAACAAAGCGCGAGGGAAGCGACUUUGGAAACCGGCCCAUCAAACUGGCGGGAAAAGUCAUCGUCCAGGAGAUCUCGUGCCUGCUGCCGGUCCACAAAGCUCUGGGAGAAAGUUACAUUCUCAACAUGAACGACAUCCAGGAGACAUGUCAGAAGAAUGCGGCGGCGUCGCUAAGCGUCGGACGCAGAGACGUCGCCAAGGUUUGGGCGCUGGCGUCUGCAGCCACCAGCCAGUACCUGAGUCCAGAACCGGACCCGGACACAGAGACACCGUGGGCCCGACACCCGUUUGGACGCCAUCUGCUGGAGACUCUCUUGGACCACUACAGCCACAUGAGUGACGUUCAGACUCUGGCGAUGCUCUCCAGCGUGUUCAGAGCUCAGGCUCCGCCUCCAGACUGCUUCUCCCUGUACGGGCAUCAUCCAGCUCGCUCCUCCAACCACUCUCGUUACCCCAGCUACACGUCCAGCUCCGUCGGCUCGUGCUCCAGCACCUCUGACUCCGUCGCCACCUGGAGCGCAGGGAGAGACCCGGAGUCUGGCAACCCCUGGGGAGAGUCCUCCCCUGACGACUUUCGCCAUGGCAACCAGUGUUACGCCGAUCCGCGUGAACGCGAGCGAGAGCAGCACGAUAUGAACAAGAGGCUGCUGGACCCGGCCAACACGCUGCAGUUUGACGACUUCAAGAAGUGUUACGGAGAGAUCCUGUACCGAUGGGGUCUGAGGGAGAAACGGGCCGACGUGCUCAAGUUCGCUUCCUGUCCGCCAGAACCACACAAAGGGAUCGAGUUCGGGGUCUACUGCUGUCACUGCCGUAGUCAGGCUCGUGGGACUCAGUGCGCCGUGUGUAAGCGACUCACCUUCCAGUGCGCCGUGUGCCACGUGGCUGUCAGAGGCUCCUCCAACUUCUGCCUGACCUGUGGACACGGAGGACACACCACUCACAUGAUGGACUGGUUCCGCCGGCAGGACGAGUGUCCGGCUGGCUGUGGCUGCCACUGUCUGCUGCAGAGCACCUUCUGAUGCUGGACCAGGUCCUCCUGACCCACCAGGAGCAGCCCUGUGUUGUACUCAACUAACUCAACAACUGUGUUGUACUAAAACAAAGAUAUGAGACAUAUUAAUCACUAGUCAGUCUCUAAAUGUGAAGAACACACUUUAUAAAGUUUGUAAAUGCCUUUUAAUCUGAAAACAUAUUAAAGUCGGUGUGAAAGUGA